GUGGGCUCCUACGGGGGACGCCUUCGCUACACCCUUUCCUACACGGCCGGAGGGAGAGGCACCCCGCUGCCCGACGCGGAUGUGCAGAUUACCGGCAACGACAUCACGCUGGUGGCUUACCUGUCCGAGCUGCGGCCUCACGAGCACAAGGGUUUCGAGGUGGUCUUCCGGGAGCAAUUCUGGAAGCGGCCCGAUGGGCAGCCCGCCACGCGGGAGCACCUGCUGAUGGCCCUGGCCGACCUGGACGAGGUCCUCAUCCGCGCCACCCACUCCACGGACAUGCUUUCAGCAGGCAUCACUGGCGUCAGUAUGGAGACGGCGGUGCCCAACUACACCAGCCUGCCCCGGGCUCUGGAAGUGGAGGAAUGCCGCUGCCCGCCCGCGUACCAGGGCCUUUCUUGCCAGGACUGCGCGGCCGGCUACACCCGGACCGGCGGAGGGCUGUACCUGGGCCACUGCACGCUGUGUGAAUGCAACGGGCACUCGGAAUCCUGCCAUCCUGAGACUGGCACUUGCUCGGUGAGAACACUUCUGG
Messenger RNA from Pseudonaja textilis, 535 nucleotides. NCBI's taxonomy places the organism in Eukaryota, Metazoa, Chordata, Lepidosauria, Squamata, Elapidae. The record is from RefSeq and is a predicted model, not a curated record.